AUGCAGCGGCCGGGGGAGCCGGGCGCCGCGCGCUUCGGGCCGCCCGAGGGCUGCGCCGACCACCGGCCGCACCGCUACCGCAGCUUCAUGAUCGAGGAGAUCCUCACCGAGCCGCCGGGGCCCAAGGGCGCCGCGCCCGCCGCCGCCGCCGCCGCCGCCGCGGGCGAGCUGCUCAAGUUCGGCGUGCAGGCGCUGCUGGCGGCGCGGCCCUUCCACAGCCACCUGGCCGUGCUGAAGGCCGAGCAGGCGGCGGUGUUUAAGUUCCCGCUGGCGCCGCUCGGUUGCUCCGGGCUGGGCUCGGCGCUGCUGGCUGCGGGGCCCGGACUGCCCGGUGCCGCGGGCGCGCCGCACCUGCCGCUGGAGCUGCAGCUGCGCGGGAAGCUGGAGGCGCCGGGCACUGGGGAGCCGGGCACCAAGGCCAAGAAGGGGCGUCGGAGCCGCACGGUGUUCACCGAGCUGCAGCUGAUGGGCCUAGAGAAGCGCUUCGAGAAGCAGAAGUACCUCUCCACACCCGACAGAAUAGAUCUCGCGGAGUCCCUGGGCCUGAGCCAGUUACAGGUGAAGACGUGGUACCAGAACCGGCGGAUGAAGUGGAAGAAAAUAGUGCUGCAGGGUGGCGGCCUGGAGUCUCCCACCAAGCCCAAGGGGCGGCCCAAGAAGAACUCCAUCCCCACAAGCGAGCAGCUCACGGAGCAGGAGCGCGCCAAGGAGGCGGAGAAGUCGGCGGAGGCGCCAGGCGAGGCCAGCGACAGGAGCCGCGAGGACUGAGCGCGGCAAGGGGUGCGGCCCGGGACCCUCGCGCCGCCGGUGGCCCCCUCAGCCCGCGGGAAGCCGCGAGCCGGCCCUUCUGCACCCACGCCGUUUGCUUUCUAAACGUUUUAUUAUCUUGAAUGCGGACAGUUAGGGGCCAAACAAGGAAGGACACAGACCCUGAAGCCAAACCCCGGCCCCGGUGCGCUCCGGGCCCUGGCCUGGAGACUGGCGUCUGGCGCUGCGGAGGGUCGCCUCUAGUCGGAGCUCCGCGGCGCCGGGCGCCCCACGCGCAUUCACGCCCCGCUCCUCUCCCGCACCCCCACCCGCCUCGGCCGGUUCCGGACGCCGCCGGGCGCACUCCCGCUUCCGCGCGUCAGGGACCCCGCUGCUGGAGCAGGCCACCACGGCCGGCCAGAGACGGCGCCCGGACAGCCCGGCGCUCGGCCCUGCAGCUGGGUUCCCGACGUCGCUGGGGCCCCUACCCCUCUCUUGCGAAGACGGUGAUCUUUUUUCCAAUAAAAUAUUUUAUGACAC
Molecule: messenger RNA, 1287 nt
Organism: Equus caballus (horse)
Lineage: Eukaryota; Metazoa; Chordata; Mammalia; Perissodactyla; Equidae
Gene: BARX1
Product: BARX homeobox 1
Biological process (GO): regulation of DNA-templated transcription
Molecular function (GO): DNA-binding transcription factor activity, RNA polymerase II-specific; DNA binding
Source: RefSeq, a predicted model, not a curated record